ACACCCGCGUCUCCGCAAACCGCCAUGGCCUUCCGCCUCACGCGCCCCCUCGCCCAGGCGCUCCGGCCCACCGCGCGCGUAUUCCAGGCAACACCGACAGCGACGCCGCUGAAGGCGACCACUGGCCAGACAGGGCUUGAAGUCCACCGCAAUGCCAUCCCCGCGCUCAAGUACUACUAUAACGAGACGCUCUCGGUAGUCAACAACAUGCCGGAGAGCUCGGUCUACCGUCAGGCCGUCGAGGCGCUCACUCAGAAGAAGCUCGGCAUCCUGAACGCCGCGAACGGGGACAUCGCGACGGCGGAGAGCCAGCUCGAGGAGGGCGUGAUCGAGGAGAGCAUCAAGGUUGCGCAGGACGAGCUCAGCCUAGCGAAGAAGAUCUUGGAGUGGAAGGCAUGGGAGCCUCUGGAGGAGAAGCCCGAACCCGGUCAAUGGGAGUACUUCGGCCAGCAAUAGACUUUGUACUGCCUUUAAUGCCAGUGUGCGCUUGAGAGCGGUUCGGUCAUCGCACCAUCGUCGUGAACUUCGAAUCUACUGCGAACGCAUCUUCCUUGACCGUACCGACACUGUCAAAGCUAAAUGAAUCAAGACUGUAUCGAA
Schizophyllum commune H4-8 is the source of this 600-nucleotide messenger RNA. RefSeq lists its product as uncharacterized. Gene Ontology annotation, biological process: respiratory electron transport chain. The record is from RefSeq and is a predicted model, not a curated record. Lineage: Eukaryota; Fungi; Basidiomycota; Agaricomycetes; Agaricales; Schizophyllaceae. The transcript is spliced from 2 exons. Bases 25 to 456 code for a protein of 143 amino acids.